UUCUCCUUCGGCAUUGUUUGAGCCUUUAGCUUUCUCAUGCGAACAUCGGGCAUUCCACUGUUUGGCUUGGCUAGCUCGCAGAAUGGACCAGAAGAAGCUAAGGGAGUUGACAAAAAAGGAGAAGGAAAGGCGCGGCCAGGAUGUCUCAGUCAAGCGCCAUGAUGUGAGACAGAAUCUCGCCAAACGUGCACGUGUGGAAGUCGUGCCACAAGCGGAGAAGGUAGAGACCGUGAAGCAACAGGAGCAGCUUGACGGUCCACCCGUGAGAGAAGAGCCCGAUGAGCCUGAGGCAUCAGCUGGGCCAGCUGCGCCUGAGCCUGGGCCUGCUGAGCCUGAGCUUGCUGAGCCAGCUGCGCCCUCUGGGCCUGCGGUGCAGGGUGCUGCUGAACUGGUCCAGGGGGAAGGCAACGAUGCUGAAGAUGACAAGGGCCUGCCAGAGGGGUUCUUCGAUGACCCUGACAUCGAUGCCAAGAUGAGGGGCAUGGAGGCGCCUUCCAAGAAAGCAGAAAGGGAGUUGGAGGAGGGCCUGAAGAGAUUUGAACGAGAAAUGCAAGCGGAGCAGGAAAAGGCAGAGGAAACCAGGCAUGAGAUUGACGAAGAAAAAUACGAAGCGGUGGCCGCAGAAGAAGAGGAGUUCCAAACACAAUUGCAGCUGCGUCUGAAGCAACUCCGCGAAAAGGCCCAGCAAAAAGGCGCAGCUGUGUCCGCAAGCGUGGAGAAGGUUACCGAGGCUGACAGCGAUGGCAGUGACGAGGAAGUGGACGAAGAUAUGUUGUUGGACUGGCGCGCGAAGGGUUUCGGCUAAGACUGGAGAAAAAGCCACAUGUAGCUUGCGGCGCUGGCUACUGUACUCUUCUGAAGCUUGAGCCAUUUGAGAUCCUUUUUGGAUUGCACGCCUUCAAAAGGCCGCUUGCCCUG
Molecule: messenger RNA, 918 nt
Organism: Effrenium voratum
Lineage: Eukaryota; Dinophyceae; Suessiales; Symbiodiniaceae
Source: the annotation of a GenBank genome assembly